UGGACUUAGAUAUUAAUUUAACCUCGGCCAGGCUGGGCUUAGAGCCUUUCACCCUAUAAAAGGCAGUCAUAAACCCUAACCCUUUCCAAAGCCAUUAUUUGCUGAGAGAGGUUUAUCAGGUGGUUUCAAAAUGUAUCUUCAGUUUUACAUAAACGAGAAUGGUGAUAAGGUGUACACCACCAAGAAGGAGUCACCACUGGGACUGGCUACUCAAUCUGCUCAUCCAGCUCGCUUCUCUCCUGAUGACAAAUACUCAAGGCAAAGAGUUCUUCUAAAGAAGCGCUUUGGAUUGUUGCCAACCCAGCAGCCACCUCAGAAGUACUGAGUCUAUCGUCUGCUUUCUGCUGUAUUUUAGUUGAACUGUCUAAAUACGGAGCUUACCUUCUCAACUGCCAAAGACUGUUCCCAUUUGUAACCUCUCUGGCUAUAGAAUGUAGUUAAUUUCUGCCCCAUAACCAAGGACAACUAUUGUAGCCAGUAUUUGUUAUAUGAUUGAAAUGCUCUGGCAAAAUAUAUUACUAACUCAUUCUGGAAACCUGAAUCUUUGGGUUUUGCUUGCACAA
Manihot esculenta (cassava) is the source of this 563-nucleotide messenger RNA. Its product is annotated as H/ACA ribonucleoprotein complex subunit 3-like protein. The coding region runs from base 131 to 325 and encodes 64 amino acids. The transcript is spliced from 4 exons. The record is from RefSeq and is a predicted model, not a curated record. Gene Ontology annotation, biological process: snRNA pseudouridine synthesis; ribosome biogenesis; positive regulation of telomerase RNA localization to Cajal body. Gene Ontology annotation, molecular function: box H/ACA snoRNA binding; telomerase RNA binding. Gene Ontology annotation, cellular component: box H/ACA snoRNP complex; box H/ACA telomerase RNP complex. NCBI's taxonomy places the organism in Eukaryota, Viridiplantae, Streptophyta, Magnoliopsida, Malpighiales, Euphorbiaceae.